Molecule: messenger RNA, 2953 nt
Organism: Lates calcarifer (barramundi perch)
Lineage: Eukaryota; Metazoa; Chordata; Actinopteri; Centropomidae
Gene: wasf2
Product: WASP family member 2
Exons: 9
Coding region: 183-1661 (492 amino acids)
Biological process (GO): actin cytoskeleton organization; positive regulation of Arp2/3 complex-mediated actin nucleation
Cellular component (GO): cytoskeleton
Molecular function (GO): actin binding; protein kinase A regulatory subunit binding; Arp2/3 complex binding
Source: RefSeq, a predicted model, not a curated record
UUGCUCGACCAACCAGAAGUUCGCAACUGCGGGACUUCGGUGAAUCUGUUUCGCUCGUCCGCAUACUGCACGGCUUAACAUUUCUUGUGGAAAUCUUGAGAUAGAACAACAACCGCUGAAUAAGGAGAGCUUACGGUUGCCACUUUUGACGGGUUGGGCUCCCCUACCCACCACACCCCAUCAUGCCUUUGGUGACGAGGAAUAUAGAGCCGCGGCAUGUGUGUCGCCAGACCAUCCCCUCCAACAUCCGCAGUGAGCUGGAAUGUGUCACCAAUAUCAGCCUGGCCAACAUCAUCCGCCAGCUCGGCAGCCUCAGUAAGUAUGCGGAGGAUGUGUUUGGGGAGCUGUUUGUCCAGGCUGGAGCAUUUGCCCUCAGAGUUAAUACACUUGGAGAAAGAGUUGAUCGUCUGCAGGUUAAAGUCACACAGCUGGACCCCAAAGAAGAGGAGGUCUCUCUCCAGGCCAUCACUACUCGUAAGGCUUUCCGUAGCAGCGUGACUCAGGAUCAGCAGCUGUUCACCAGGCCGUCUCUGCCACUGCCUGUACAAGACACCUACACGACCUGUGAUCCGCCUCCACCGCUCAACCAGCUCAGUCAAUACCGGGAGGAUGGGAAGGAGGCCCUGAAGUUUUACACUGAUCCUUCCUACUUCUUCGACCUGUGGAAGGAGAAGAUGCUGCAGGACACCAAGGACAUCAUGAAGGAGAAACGCAAGCACAGAAGGGAGAAGAAAGACCAUCUGAACCAACGAACACUCAAUCCUCGAAAGAUCAAGACCAGGAAGGAGGAAUGGGAACGCCGUAAGAUGGGAGAGGAAUUUGUGGUGCCAAAGAAUGAAAUGAUGAAUUCUUCUGAGGGUCUGAAUGGGAGUAUUGGGUCUGGAGAGGGCUUCACUUCUGAAGGCCUUGAGCAGAGUACUGGCUCCUAUGCUUACGAUCCUAGCUCCCCUCUCUCCAUGCCUGGCUCUGAUGACUUCCUGCCUCCUCCACCUCCAGACAUGGCGUACAAUGAUGGACAGUACGGAGCGCCAACCCAGAAGCGUGUCAGCGUGCUCAGUCCAUCCCACCCACCUCCUGCUCCCCCCAUGGCCUCCUCUCCUCCCAACUCCCGCCCCAACCUUGCCCCUCCCCCCGCACCUCCUCCCCCUCCUCCACCCUCUGGUUUUGGGGUCCCCCCACCUCCCCCUGGCUUUGAUGCCCCGCCUUCACCUCCCCCUCUCUCCUCCUCUCCCUCUGCCUAUCCCUCCCCACCUGCUCCCCCUCCUCCACCUACUAUGUCCACUGUUUCUCCUCCUCCUCCGCCACCCAUGCCUCCAGGUGCUGGUCCUCCACCGCCUCCUCCUCCACCACCUCCCCCUGGGCCUCCUCCCCCCGCCUUUAAUAACUCUGCUCCCCCACCCCCCUCUGGUGGUGGGUCAGCACCCAGCUCUGCUCCCAAACCGCAGCCGGCGCCAGAACCAGAGGGUGACGCUCGCAGUGACCUGCUGCAGGCCAUCCGACAAGGUUUCAACCUCCGGAAGGUGGAGGCACAGCGGGAGCAGGAAAAGCGGGAUCACUUUGGAAACGACGUGGCCGCCAUCUUGUCCCGUCGUAUUGCCGUAGAGUGCAGUGACAGUGAGGAUGACUCUUCAGAGUUCGACGACGACGAGUGGUCCGACUGAUCAUCAUCCCUGUUCACCUUCACUACCACCUUCGUAUCUCUCCUCAGCCCUAAAACAGAAUACAUUCUUAAGUACCGGUGGAUCGGAGGUCCAUGUUCUGUCUGUGUGUGUGAGUAAGACAGUUUGAGACCACACGUGACCUAUUACUAAUCACAUUCCUUGGCUCAUUUCUUUCUAUUUAUCCAAAAAUGAUUCAGAUGGUGCAAAAUCUGAAGAUGAGCCUGAGCCCGCACAGUUGUGCCCCAGUUUUGCCAUUGCUUUCACUGGAUGACACACCACUGUUAUUGAUAUGAGAGUGUUAUGUGAUGUGAUGCACGUCUCUCUGCUGAGUCUGUGCGUAAACCCAUUGCCCCUGUCCUUAUCUUAGUGUCUGGUAGAAUCAGGUGCCCUUUGCUGCAGGCCAAGUGCCUGAUUUUAUCUGCUUUAGUGUAUCGUGGCAAAGGAUAAUAGAGAGGGAGCACACACACACAGGCAGGCAGCCUCUUCUGUUCACAGUAUUUGUAUGUACUCAGUGGAAAGACGCAAGGUGUUGAUGUCAAAACAUUCUCCUUCAUUAAUAGAUUAUAUGAUAUAGAUGUAAAAUUUAUAUUACAUAUCGAUUCAUAUCUACUAAAGAUGCAGUCCUCUUUAAAUCCCUUUAAAAGCACAGUUUUACUGUCACUUUUCUUCCCCUCACUUUUAUAUUCAGUCUUCUUUUUCUGUGGUUGUCAUGGGAACAAUUGACUUGUGGAUGAGACCUGGUUGUGUCUUAUAAACAAACUGAUGAAUGAAUUAUUCAGUGCGAUAGGGGAAGUAUUGUCAGACACCUGGGGUGUUUGAUGAGAUCACCAUACAGAACAUAUGCAGACAUUUAGCACAAACAUCAUGUAUUUUGUACUGUGUCUCAGCUCUGUUUUGUAUUUCUUCCUGCCAUUUUUAAUUUCAAACUUCUCUGGGGGUGAACUAUUUUCUGAUGCUUUAAUCAUCGGUGCUCAGUGUAGAAUGAGGCAGCCUUUUGUCUCCUGCCUGAUAAGUGUCUUUUUUAUAGUGCAUUUCAGUGUCAGUGCAGGUUUAUUUUGCUCAUCCACUGUGGUCACUAAUCACCUUCUUCAAAAGAAAUUAACAGUUGCCAUUAAUGAGUCAAAUGUAGAACUGACUGAUGUUUGGUGUGGACCACGUAUUUUUCAAGUGCCUUUUAUUUUUAAGUCUGUGUUAAAGCACAAUCGCACAGCAUGCUUAGCCAAAGUUCUGCUUCUCCUGCCUUAAAUUUCCAAAUGAUUCUAGUUAUUUCAAUAAAGAUAGAGUGAAUUACA